Harmonia axyridis is the source of this 1574-nucleotide messenger RNA. RefSeq names its product brain-specific homeobox protein homolog. NCBI's taxonomy places the organism in Eukaryota, Metazoa, Arthropoda, Insecta, Coleoptera, Coccinellidae. The transcript has 3 exons. Gene Ontology annotation, biological process: regulation of DNA-templated transcription. Gene Ontology annotation, molecular function: DNA binding; DNA-binding transcription factor activity, RNA polymerase II-specific. The coding region runs from base 410 to 1333 and encodes 307 amino acids. The record is from RefSeq and is a predicted model, not a curated record.
AAAUUUUUUCGCAACUAUUCAUAUCACCCCUGUAUAGUGUCUUAUCCACUAAGUCAGACUUCGUUUCCCGUUUUUAAUGGUUCAAAUAUAUAAAAUUUAUAUUAAAAUAUAAAUUACAAUUUAUAUUCGAUUAAAUUAUCAACCAUAGUCGAUAGUCAUAAAUUUUCAACUAUAGUAAUUUAUUCCUUUUUUAAAGUUUACAACCCCGCUUGUAGAAACUAGUGGUUCUCAACAGAUCAUUUGCUUUCCCGCUGAAUACGUAUUAGCACAACAGAAUAGGGUGAACCGGCGCCUCAGCCUGUAGAAACGACGCCGAAGCGCAGUCUACACUAUCGAAACUUACCUCCAGGGGCUGGGGGUGGCUUGUAUCCGAGUGUGGAAGCGGACGAUAUCCGCGUUGCGGGUGCAAAUGGGCAGAUUUGCCGCAACCGUCGCUUCGCCCAAACGACCUAACGACCCGCUCGGCAAAGUGCGCGACUCGAGUGUCUCCGCCAUGAACCCCGAGAAGGCCUACUUUAGCAGCCAUCCGCAGCAAAAAACGUCCUUCCUUAUCGAGGACAUCCUGUAUAACCAGCAACAGAAAAUGGACCCGGUGCAAACGCCGGGCGGCAUCUUCGCAAGGUUGUCGCCAAAGCACGUUGAGGAGAAGCCUCGCUGGCCGGAGAAGAAGAGGAGUUGUGGAGGAUACCUGCAGCCACCUUUCUCGGCCUACCAGCCUGCGCCAAACCCUCAGCACGGCUAUAUCCAGGUGAUGGGGGCCCUCAACGCUUGUCUCAGCGAGCCUUAUAAGACAAUGGCGGAUCCGUACUUCUUUUCGCAGGGUAUAGCUGGUUUUCAUCCUCUCUUCGGUACCGCUGCCUCUGAGUUAUCUCUGAACGCGCUGAAGAGCUGCAGGAGAAGGAAGGCGAGGACAGUUUUUACCGAUCAGCAGCUAGCAGGUUUGGAAAAGAGAUUUUCUGUGCAACGAUACCUGUCUACACCGGAAAGGGUAGAACUUGCAAACGCUCUUAGUCUUACUGAGACUCAAGUGAAGACGUGGUUUCAAAAUAGACGAAUGAAGCACAAGAAACAAGUAAGAAAGGCCAGAGAUGAUCCUGUAUCAAGAACAAAAACAGUAUCGGACCACACAAAUCAAAAAUCUAAAGAUUGUAUUCACGAUCAUACGAUGAAAGCUGAAAUUCGCUCGAAAGACGACAGUAUAUUUCCCGAAGAAUAUGCUAAGCACUUGGAGAAGUCGAUGUCCUCGGAUGAAGAUCAAGAUGACAAUAAUAGUGAUAUAGAUAUUGUUGGUGGUGAAGCUUCUUUUAGUAGCAGUUGUGGAGAAGGCACUUAGAAGAAAUAACAGUAACUCAUUUCGGUAUAAAUCGGCGAAUUCGCCAAAGAGAAACAAAAAGAUUGAACUUAGAGAAUAAGAUUAUCUAAUUUCAAUUGUAUUCUGUGCAAAAACGAAACUAGUGGAAAUGAAAGCUGAUACAUAUUUGGUUAUUUCAAUAUUUUUUGUGAGAUAUUAACAGUUGAAAAUGUAAAUAAUGGACGCAAUUUGUUCGGAGAUUAUUAAACUUUUAUUAUAUUAA